CUGUCUCACAAGUCGGAUUUCCCCCAAGGAAUACUGCGGAUAGAAAGAGCGUCCUCGGAGACCCCAGUGACUGAAGACCACUGCGCCGGGUGAGAGGGCGACGAGCCCAGAACGACUUGCAUACCGGACACGAAGCGUUUGUUAAUCUCAGCCAGCGUCUGUAGUACUACUUGUACUGCCACAUACAUCUUGCUUCUUGGACGAGACACAAACAGCCACAGUCAUGCUCGCACCUCCUCAACGUCCUAAAAGGCCACGCUCGCCAUCCCCAUCUCUAGAACCAGAAAUAUCAGAUCUUGCAUCUCCCCUAGAUAUCCUCCUCAAACGGCGGAAGAAGGAGCAGCACCAGCACUUUGGCCUGCCAGAUUCUCCGCAUAGUGGCGCUCUUGCCUCUCCUGUGCACACCUAUGAUCAAGACUACUUCAAUUACUAUCAGAAUACUCAAGCAGAAAGCAGUUCGACGCCCCAAAUAAAAACGGGGUUGGAGAUGGGAGUAGAGCGGAGAAGGACAAAGCAGUGGGACAAGAUCAAUGCCCCCCCGAGUGGCGCGUACCAACAUCAGCAACAAUACCACUAUCCACAAGGACAUCUGGCGACUCCUAUCACCCACCCAGCACAAGCAGCUCCAUCCUCUGCCGCCUAUCCAUUCCCGACACCGCUUCCCGUUCCUCACGCGAGUAACGCAGCACCGCUCAUGUCCUCUUCUCCUAUACGGAACCAGCCUCCAUCGUCUUCUCCCUUCCGGGAAAAAGCGGAAAACAUGCAGGAGGAGCAAUGGAUAGACGAAGAAGAGAUGAGACGGGAAUGGGGUGAAGCGUAUACUGAGCAAAACUCCCUGCUUCACAACCUGCACUUGGCUCGGCUCAACGCAACUAUACGACCUCCUUCAUCCCCACGGUCGCAUUCUCAUCCUUCCCGUGCGUAUCGAUCUCCUAAUCCAUCGUCGUCUACCAUUUUCUCUCCUGCUCGAACAUCAACAUCACCUUAUAUCCAGCGAACACCGUACCCGCAAUCAUCUCCGUACACUCCAGCACGUCCUCCUCCGCCUCAUCAUACCCAUUCCUAUACCAGCUACGAUGGAAUGAAUGAGAAAAUGGGCGAUGAUGAAGAUAUGAAUGAUGAGACCGAGGCUGAAAUAGAAGUGAGAAAGAGAUACGAAGAGGCAAACCGAUUGUUGGGUCAAUUGGCCGUGGUGAGGAGGCAAAGAUGGGGUGAAGCGGAAGUAUAGUGAGGGACAUUGUUGAGCAUAUAUGUUGUGAUCUGAUUUUUGUAGAGUACCUAUGUAUUGUGAAUUUCGACCCUGGUCUAAGCAAC
Cryptococcus deneoformans JEC21 is the source of this 1314-nucleotide messenger RNA. RefSeq lists its product as hypothetical. Bases 224 to 1228 code for a protein of 334 amino acids. The record is from RefSeq and is a predicted model, not a curated record. The transcript has 2 exons. NCBI's taxonomy places the organism in Eukaryota, Fungi, Basidiomycota, Tremellomycetes, Tremellales, Cryptococcaceae.